GUUACACUUGUAUAUACUGUUAUUUUUCUGGAUCGUUUCACGAAUUCGAAACAGCUGUCACGAAUGUCACGUCAUGACAGUUUGUGUACUACACGCCGUUGAUAGGCUAUUAUUGACGCUUGCGCGCGCGAUUUAGAUAACAAUCGUACGUUGGCAAGGAUCCAGGGUGGUCCAGGGGAGUCAUCGAGUUUGUGUGGCCGACCUGCACGUGCACCACAGGCCAUUUACGCGGGGGGGAGGGGGGAGGGCGGAGGAAGGCGCGAGAAACAACGAACGUGUGUCAAGCCCGUUCACCGUACAGCGGGAAGCGGGAAUCGCGUGAACCGACAAUAAAAGCGACGGAGAGAAGAGACAGGGACACCCGCGUGUCGCCGUGUGUUUACAUGCGACGAACGACUGCCGUCGCUAUCGCCGUUAUCUGACGUCUUGCCACCGUUCGACCACACAACGACACAAAUGAUGACCUGCGAGGUGAGACCUGGCAAGCCGUGGCACGAUGGUCGUAUCUUUUAACCGGUACCUGCCGGUGAUACUGCCGGAGAUUGACGACAGCGAACCCGACGGCGCCGUCGCCGCGAGCGACGUCGGGCCGCCCGACGUCAAGCAGCGCGCUUCGUACAUCACGGAUGAGCCUGUUGCGAGGAAUUGUUCGACCAGCACCAGCACUAUCAGCGGCGGCGGCGGCGGGGGGCCGGCGACGACCCCGCCCCGCGCCUCCGUGACAACGCCGGCAGUCACAGUGACGACGUCGGCGGUCACAGUACCGCUGUGCAUCCUGGGCGAGGUACAGCUGCGCUUCCUCUGUCCCGACGACCUGGAGGAAGUACGAUCGCUCUGCCAAGAUUGGUUCCCCAUAGAUUAUCCUUAUUCAUGGUAUGAAGACAUCACAAGUUCGUCAAGGUUUUAUGCACUUGCAGCAGUGUACGGUGGAGUAAUAAUAGGGCUGAUUGUCGCAGAAAUAAAGCCUUAUGCCAGAUUGAACAAGGAGGAUCGCGGCAUCUUGUGCUCCAGUCUGGGAAAAAAUUGUUUAGUGGGUUAUAUACUUAGUUUAGGAGUACGUCGCGCAUAUAGGAGAAAUGGCAUAGCGUCAUUGCUACUGGAACAGUUACUCGCUCAUGUCACCGCUCCAGAACGUUCCUCCGUAAAGGCAGUCUUCCUACACGUGCUCUCCAGCAACGCUCCCGCUAUAUUGUUUUAUCAGAGGUGUCACUUUCGACUGCACAGUUUCCUUCCGUAUUACUACUCGAUCCGAGGAAAAUGUAAGGACGGUUUUACAUAUGUUCUUUACAUCAACGGCGGACACGCACCCUGGGGUAUUUGGGACUGGGUUCGUCACUUGGCCGGUGCGAUGACCAGUCUCAUACCGUGCAGAGUACCACGAUGGAUUUGGCAACGUCUUUUAUGGGCAACCACCAUUCUUUCGUACCACAGAUGAUACAUUUUGUGAUUUAUUAUGUUCCAUUACAUAUUUAUUUUUCUCUUUUGGAUUAUAGAGAUAUUAUACGCAUGUAAAGUGCCAUAAGUUGACCAGUUCAAGUAGUUAGCCAUAUUGCGUAGUCCUAAUGCAAAGUUAGAAAUGGACAUUGAUCAAAGAUCGAUUUAUAUAACAUGAACAAAUAUUCAAAUUCGUCUAAAGUUUGGGCAGCAAGGCUUCAGAGUAUCUUGGCACAACUUUUGUUACCAAGGAUUGCUAGUUAUUAAGUACAUAUCGUUAUUACAAUACUGUUGUAAUAGUUCGAGAUGUAACUGCCAAAAUUAAUUAAGUUUAAAUAAUUUGCACACGUUAGGACUUAAUAUAUCUUCCAUCAUUUUUAAAAAUUAUAAUACUCUAAAUUUAAUUGUUAAUUUUAAUGAAGGCACAAACCUUGACAUAAUUAAGUAUAUUUGUUUAUCUUUCGUUUGAAAAUUGUGUACUCUAAUUUUUUUUUUUUUUUUUUUCUACGAGGGUAGGGGGAAAUCUUCAAAAGACCCCCUAGGGCCCGUACCCUAGAGGAGUGCCGGACUCGAGACAUUUGCAUCGCGAUACUGCAUAUGUCUCGCCUAACGGCUAAAACCCCCUCCCUUUUUUUCCUUAAAAGAUCCACUUGAUGAGCAUCUACCGAGUAUCAUUCUCAUAUUACUUUCGGGAGAUGCUCAUCUAUAAUUUUAUCUAUUUAAAACAUCCCAAAUUUCUAUGAUUUUUUUAUUUCCAAAUUUGUAGAGAAAUUUGGAGAUCGAAAAUCAUAGAGCAAAUUAUGAUCUUUUAAGCAAAAAUGAUUUAAGACUGCAUAAUUACGAUGUCAUACUUUGUCCCUCUGCUGCCACAUCGACUGUAUAAUAUAUGUAUAAACUGUGUACAUAUUUUGUAUAUUAAAUAAAUACUUAAU
Messenger RNA from Acromyrmex echinatior (Panamanian leafcutter ant), 2366 nucleotides. RefSeq names its product N-alpha-acetyltransferase 60 (gene Naa60). Gene Ontology annotation, molecular function: protein-N-terminal amino-acid acetyltransferase activity; histone acetyltransferase activity. NCBI's taxonomy places the organism in Eukaryota, Metazoa, Arthropoda, Insecta, Hymenoptera, Formicidae. Gene Ontology annotation, cellular component: Golgi membrane. The record is from RefSeq and is a predicted model, not a curated record. Gene Ontology annotation, biological process: N-terminal peptidyl-methionine acetylation.